Molecule: messenger RNA, 986 nt
Organism: Aricia agestis (brown argus)
Lineage: Eukaryota; Metazoa; Arthropoda; Insecta; Lepidoptera; Lycaenidae
Gene: Fer2LCH
Product: soma ferritin
Exons: 5
Coding region: 138-833 (231 amino acids)
Biological process (GO): intracellular iron ion homeostasis; iron ion transport
Cellular component (GO): cytoplasm
Molecular function (GO): ferric iron binding; ferrous iron binding
Source: RefSeq, a predicted model, not a curated record
GUGGAUAGGGCACUUAUCAGUUCUCGAGUUCUUUGUAUUGGGAGUCGCCUUCUGCGCCAGUGUGUGUAAAGGCUGCACUUUCAACGGAGCUCUGUGAUAUAUUUGUUAUUUAAAGUUACGUCGCACUUAUUUCGACAAUGAAGAGUUUUGUGUCGAUUCUUGUGUGUUUGGCGGUAGCCGCUGCAGCAUCUGCGGAGACCUGCUUCAAUGAUGUCUCCAUGGACUGCGGACAGGCCUCAAACAGUUUGUCCAUGCCAAGUUGUAAUGCUGUGUACAGCAACUUUGGCCGUCAAGGCAAUGUUGCCAAUGAAAUGCAGGCAUAUGCCAACCUGCAUCUGAAGAGGUCUUACGAAUACCUGCUCUCAGCGGCCUACUAUGACAACUUCCAGACAAACAGGCCGGGAUUCCACAAGCUGUUCAGGAAACUGGCUGAUGACAGCUGGGCUAAGACUAUUGAGCUCAUCAAGCAUAUUACCAAGAGAGGUGGCGCGAUGGACUUCUCCCGGCACAGCUCGCAGGAGACGGGCGAGGACCGCAACGGCACGAUCGAGCUGCACGAGCUGGAGUCCCUGGCCCACGCCCUCGACACGCAGAAGGAGAUCGCCGAGAGAGCCUUCUUCAUUCACCAGGAGGCCACCCGCAAUAACCACAAGACUCAUGAUGCUGAGAUCGCCCAAUACCUGGAGGAGGAGUUCAUCGAAGACCACUCCAAGACCAUCAGGGAGCUGGCCGGUCACACCUCGGACCUCAAGCAGUUCAUUGUGGCCAACAACGGACAGGACCUGUCCCUCGCCCUCUACCUCUUCGACGAGUACCUCCAGAAGGUCGUCUAAACUUAGUGUUGCCAUACUCCGUAACCUCCACUAUUUAAUUAGAAUGGCAACAGUACAAAAUAGGCUGUUAUUAAAAUUAUUUCGAAUACCCCCUACGUAUUUUAGGUUAUGCAUGUAGUUUUUUUUUUAUUUGGAAUUAAAAAUUAUUACGUA